Acanthaster planci (crown-of-thorns starfish) is the source of this 3463-nucleotide messenger RNA. Its product is annotated as protein yippee-like 2. The record is from RefSeq and is a predicted model, not a curated record. NCBI's taxonomy places the organism in Eukaryota, Metazoa, Echinodermata, Asteroidea, Valvatida, Acanthasteridae.
UUGUAAUUCAUGUACAAUUUGGCCGAAUGGCCACGACACAUGAAUCAAAUAAACCAAUAAUAAAUAAUAAGUUAAGUAUUUGUGGUUACGAGUACCGGGUACUAUGUCUUUUGGCCCAUUCUUUUAGAGCAAGGCUACAGGUAUUUUUUGGCAUGAAAGUGUUACAGUGUAAAUGCACGUUUUAUCAAUAACAGAAAAACUUCUUGUCUGAUUUCUUUACAGAUGCUGGAGAUUAAGAAUAAUUAUGUCCGGAAUGCAUAUGAUUCAUCUUGUAUAGCUUUUUGGAGAAGUACACUGGUAGACUUAAAAGUUAACAUCAGUGUCAUCAAGUUUUGUCUCCAUAAAUAUUCAUUCUUCAAUGUUACACCAACAAGACAAGCUCCCUUUGAAAGGACCAUAUCGAUGACAACAUACCACGAGUCACAGUUUCUUCAGUGCUUGAGAAUGUUGAUUUCCUCCAUUAGUAACAAGUAUUUUUGACAUUUAUAGUAUGGUUCUGUGUUAAUGCAAAUUGAUGCAUUGUGCUCAACGUCUAUGUGGUCAAAGGGCCUUCAAAUGGCUGAGUUAUUCAAAACUUCUGUGCCUUUGCAGAAUAAUUUAUUCUGAAAAAUUCGGAUAAUCUUUCAUCUGCUGAGGAUUGUAGAAUUGAACAGCUUUUCUCCUGUUUGGUGACACUGUCACUUGCAUGUACCGCUGAAAGUGGUGGUUGAGUAGGUGACAUACAUGUACAUGUAUAACAUGAGACAUUCGCUGGAGUGAAAAGCCCACCUGUACAUCUUUGAUGGCGAAGUCGAAUAAUAGAAUUUAACUAGCAAACUCCCCGUCCAUUAGCUGGAAAAAUGGUUAAGACAUUCCAAGCAUAUUUACCAAGUUGUCACCGACGUUACAGCUGCAUACACUGUCGAGCACACCUGGCAAAUCAUGAUGACCUUAUAUCCAAGUCCUUCCAGGGGAGCCAAGGACGUGCUUACCUCUUCAAUUCUGUGGUGAACAUCGCUUGUGGUCCUGCAGAGGAGAGGGUUCUACUCACAGGCUUGCAUGCUGUCUCAGACAUUUUCUGUGAAUGUUGUAAGACCACUUUGGGAUGGAAAUAUGAGCAUGCCUUCGAAAAUAGUCAGAAAUACAAAGAGGGCAAGUACAUCAUUGAACUGGCUCACAUGAUCAAGGACAAUGGUUGGGACUGUGACUGAGUUAAAGCAUGUACGUGUCAUUUGAUAGUCAUGGGUAUUAAGCAGAAUUCUGAACCAGCAGUUACCAGUGAUUGCUGGUUCGAUCGGAUGUCAGCGGGAGGUUUGACUCUGAUUAUUCUAUUGUAAAUACCCAUAGCAAUAUUUUAUGUAUCAGAUGGUGCCAAGACCCAAAGUGCCCAUUUUAUCAGUAGCUCUGGUAUUGUAUUUGCUGCUGAAUAAGGAUUUGAUUAAUUUUGUCAAUACUUGUGUAAUGUAGUCAAAGAAUUCUGCUUGUUACUUAUAGUGAAGACCAGUGCUGUUCCCAUCUUUAAAAGAUUCUAAGAUAGUACUUUGCUUUUCCUAAUGAGGGAUUAGCAUCUCAACAGAAAGUGCAUUUGAGUACCUGUGCAUGCAUGCAUGUUCAUAUCUCUUGGACCUUGGAUAUCAUACCUUCCGGUACGUAUAAAAUAUUAAGGCAGCAUUGUUCUUAUGUCUUAAAGAUAUAGCAGGUCUUGCUUUAACAGGUUUUCGUUACAAAACAUGCAGGGGUGUCUUUGUGACUGUAAUGUAUGCUGGGGAAAUUGUGUAAUAUUGAUUAAUUGUAUGAAACUUAUUUAAGUGUAUCCUGUUAUGAACUCACUGAUGAAAUGCUUCUUAAAGGCUUUUUUAACCACUUGAUGCUGGAUGAACGUGUUAGCCGUCGGGAGGGUUAACACACACAAUUUUCCUUGGUUGUUCCAUGGAGGACGUGUACACUCAUUUAAGAAUUCUUUUUUCAUUUCCAUGUAAACAUAUUAAGACGUCCUGCCUGGUUGGGUCAAAGCACAAAAGAUGAUCCUACAUGCAGACACUACUACUAAGUGACCUCACCUCCAACCAACAAUAAAACAAAUGCCUUUCUUGAGUCAUUAGAAUUGAAGUGGGAAGCCCACACCAUACACAAAAGAGUGAUGGGGAUUAAAACCUCCUUUGUUUGGGUAUGCGGAUUUGCUUGUGAUUGAAACCACACUUACAAAAGAGAUAAGGUUACUUGUAGCAACUCCUUUGUAUUGAAACAGUGGGCAAAAUACACAUGGCCAGGGGUGACUCCUGUAUAUGCGCUAUGGACCUUUCGUGUGUGAACCAGUUGAUGUGUGGACACGUACCACAAUUUUUACCAGGGCAGUUGGAAAAACGGGGAAAAGAAUGAAAAUAACUGAUGCCUAAACUCAAGAGCCAUGCCUCCCUACACAUUUUAUGAACGUCAUAGAGAAAUUGCAAGGUUGACGAAUUUGCGGGAAAAAAUACCCCCCCAGCAGCUUUUUCUGGUAAGAAAAUCAGACGUUAACUAAUUAAGGUUGUUGAAGCUUACCAAAAUAACCUUGAGUACAGGUACAUGUAUGUACAUCUUUUUAAUAGGAAAAAUUAUUCAGUGCAAGCAUUCACAAUUUUGUUGCAAUCUUUACCAAUACUAGUAUAGGGCUGUUGACCAACUUGAUAGUCUCUUAAGAAGCCCAGUUGGGCUUAAGUCGUUAGUUUAGUUGUGGGGUCUUGAAUAGUUUACCACCUGAAAUUGAGCAAUGCACAGAAUCACAUGUAAGAAUUUUUUUAUUAAAUUGCAUAGGUUGUGAUAACUUACAUGCUAGCCAAGAUAGACUUUUCUGUAGUCAUGCCAGAUAGCUGCGCUCUGUAAUGAUUGCAGUUUACAGUGCAUGUAGAAAUGGCUGUCAGCAACGAGGCCCUUGUUGAAGCAUCGAACCAUAACAUGGCUUCUAAGGUGUUCUUAAAGUCAUUUGCACAUGUGAUUACUGGUAACCAGUUAGCUUGCAUACACACUCAAGCAGAAGUGUAUACUACAUGUACACAUAAAUGAUUGAAAAAUGCUGAUUUGGGGUUUGCAGUCUUCCUGAUCAUUUGCUCAUAGGUCUCUCUCAAAUGAUGCCACUUCCUAGAGGUGGUGCCAUGUGGAUUGGCAUGUUUUACUUCAUUUAUUUUAAGCCGUAUUUUGAAGGUGAUUGGAUCAACAUGUGCGCUAUUUAGAACAUUUUGCACACCGGGUAGUUGCCACUUUCUUACAAAGAUGGCAUCUAAUGAGAGAGAUCUAUACAUCAUGCAAGUUUGUCAGUCAUUUUAUUAAAGUUUAAGCGUUAGAUGGAAAGAAAACAUCGGAUUAAAAAAAUUUUACAACGUAAGAGGGACAAAAAGGUGGACCCAAAAAUCCAGUGAUGCAGUCAAUCCCCCUUGUCCUCAACCAAAAUGUUAAGUUCCAGCCAAGCCUGAGGCCAGUUAUAAAAGGGUUUCUAAGGCAGAACGUA